Colletes gigas is the source of this 6237-nucleotide messenger RNA. RefSeq lists its product as uncharacterized. The transcript is spliced from 13 exons. Gene Ontology annotation, biological process: membrane protein ectodomain proteolysis. NCBI's taxonomy places the organism in Eukaryota, Metazoa, Arthropoda, Insecta, Hymenoptera, Colletidae. The coding region runs from base 130 to 5022 and encodes 1630 amino acids. Gene Ontology annotation, molecular function: metalloendopeptidase activity. The record is from RefSeq and is a predicted model, not a curated record.
UUGGGUGGUCAGUACCGUGUGGUGCGCGUUACGAAAGAGGAUAGAGAGGACGGAACGCAAGUACGCGAUAAAAGGGGUUGUCAUGACGUUCGCGUGAGACUCGUGCACUGCGAAUCGUCGCCGAGAAACAUGCCGAGUGAUAUCUGGUGCUCGAAUUGGCGAUGUACCGUCAGUGGUGCGACGGUGCAGUGCAAGUUGGUGCUGGUUUUGGUGCUGGUCGCGAUCCUACCUGACGUGUACACCGAGACUCAGGGACCGUCCCCAGAUUUCAGCAGGCACACGGUGGUCAGGCCGCGCGUCUAUCAUGGCAGGACCAAGCGCCAGAUCUCCUCGACCAAAGAAAACGACGUCGAGCACGCGGACGUGCUGACGGUGGGCUUCGACCUGGAUGGGGUGAAACAAGUGCUGGACCUCAGGUUGAACGCCGAUCUAAUUCCGGUCGGCUAUCAGCAGCGUCAUCAGCACCGUGGCGCGUACCAAGUGCACACACCGUCGAAAGUUGAGCUCUGCCACUAUCAAGGCAGCGUCCGCGACGUUCCCGGUUCCUGGGUAGCGUUGUCUACUUGCAGAGGGUUACGGGGCGUCGUAUUCGACGGCGAGAACCUUCAUCACAUCCACCCGGAGAAGGAGUCGCUGGACUCGGACCAUUACGUCUACAAACACGCCGAUCUGUUGGCCAAUCACACCUGCGGUUACGAGGGAACGACGCACCAUGUUCUCGACCGUGAGCAUCGCGGGAUCGUCAACAGGGCCACGAGGCACAAGAGGGCGGCCGAAGUGAUCCGAGGACCUUACAACGCGAACAGCCAUUCCCGAUACGUCGAGUUGGUCCUCGUGAUCGAUAAAAAGGAAUACAUGGCCCUCGACGAGAAUUUGGACAAGGUGUACCAUCACUGCAAGGACAUCGCCAAUAUAAUCAACGCUCUAUACAUGCCCCUGAACAUAUUCAUCGCCCUAGUUGGGGUGCAAGUAUGGUCCGACACGGACGAAAUAACGCUGUCUCCGAACGGGGACACCACCCUCUCGAAUUUCCUGCGGUACAGACGGGAGAAGCUGGUCCAGGACAUGCCGAACGAUAACGCCCAGCUGUUGACACGUAUCUCGUUCGAAGGGGGCGUGGUAGGGAAGGCUCUUAAGGGACCGAUAUGUACGUACGAAUUCUCCGGUGGCGUCUCCAUGGAUCACUCGAACGUCGUGGGGUUGGUGGCGGCCACCGUGGCCCACGAAAUGGGUCACAAUUUCGGCAUGGAGCACGACUCCGUCGACUGCGAGUGCCCUGAAGAAAAAUGCAUCAUGGCGUCGUCAAGCGGCUCGUCGGGACCAAUUCACUGGUCCACCUGCUCCUUGGAGCAUCUGGCUCUGGCGUUCGAGCACGGCAUGGAUUACUGCCUGAGGAACAAACCGCAGAAGCUGUUCGACAGCCCGAUUUGCGGGAACGGAUUCGUGGAGCCCGGCGAGCAGUGCGACUGUGGCUUGAAGGAGAACUGCGACAAUCCUUGCUGCAACGUGACCACCUGCAUGCUGCACGGCAACGCCAGCUGCGCCACGGGCGAGUGCUGCGACCUCAAGACCUGUCGGCCGAAGACCGCGGGCACGGAGUGCAGAAGCGCGGAACACGAGUGCGAUCUGCCCGAGUACUGCACCGGGCAGAGCGAGUACUGCCCGGUGGAUGUGUUCAAGAUGGACGGGGAAUCGUGCAGCAUGGGAAAGGCGUUCUGCUACCAAGGGUCCUGCAGGACCCACAACGACCAAUGCAAGCUGCUCUGGGGACCCACGGGCACCUCGUCCGACGCCCAAUGCUACGACAUGAACAACAAGGGCACGAAACACGGCAACUGCGGAUACAAUCGCGUCGAGUCCAGCUACGUAAAGUGCACCGACGAGAAUCUGCUCUGCGGAAUGCUUCACUGCAAGCACUUGAACGAGAGACUAGAAUUCGGUAUGGAGUCCGUGGCGAUUCUGAGUCACUCGUUCAUCAACAACGGUGGCAAGAUAAUACCGUGUCGUUCGGCCAUAGUAGAUUUGGGUCUGAACCAAGUGGAUCCUGGCCUGGCGCCGGAUGGUGCCAAGUGCGCACCCGGGAAGAUGUGCGUGAAUCAGAAAUGCAUGCCGGUAGCUGAUCUGCGCGCGACCGUAUCCGGAGGGAAAGCGUGUCCCAAUAAUUGCGGCGACAACGGGGUGUGCAACAGUCUGGGCCAUUGCCACUGCAAUCGCGGCUUCCGACCGCCUGAUUGCACACAGCCGGGCGUGGGCGGUUCCGAGGACAGCGGACCAGCGGAUGAUCCGAAUGCGAGAAACGACUUCAUAAUGGCCAUGUACAUUAUCUUUCUGGGCAUCGUGCCGAUGGUUGCGCUGUCGGCGUUCGGCGUUUGGUACCUGAGAAACUCCGGCCAGCACUGGAAGAAGGGCAUGAUCGCAACGACCGAUCGUGGCCACAAUGGACUAUCCAUCAAAACGAUCGAUCGUUCCAGUCCUUUGCCCCGUAACAUCGAAACGAUCGAUUCUAGCCUCAGUCAGGAUCCAGCCUGCGCGAGUUUAUUGCCGAAACCGGAGGCCGACAAGCGUUACAACAAUAAUCUGUUCGGUCAGUUCAAAGGAUUCACGAUCACGCCGAUCAAGAAUCAGCCGAAGGUCGGGGAACCGACGAAACCGGUGCCUCCGCCGCCCACGAUACCAACGGUGGCGAUCAAGACCAACAUCAAGGCGCUACCAAAGAACAAUCCGCCUCGUAACUCGCUUCUGAACUCCACGUCCAACUUCACCGAGCCGUCCGCGGCUCCCAGCCUGCCACCGUUGAAUCCAGGAUGCACAGCGCGUCCUCUGAUCAGCAGCCCGGUCCUGGCAGCCACCACCUGCACCUCCGUGGAGUUGGUCGCCCCUAAACCACCAACCAGACCGUCCUUGGACGCGCCGACGAGGCCUGCACCGGCUCCCCCGAUCUCCAUCGACCUUCAAAAGCCCCAAAGACCGAACAGCACGCCGUUAACCAACGUUUUGCUUCCAGAAACAGAGAAGAAACCGGAGAAGGGUAGCACCCUGAACAGGCUAGCCUCGAUGCUCCGACCAAACUCCGGGAUCAUGAAGACGGGGGGUCUGCAGGUGGCGCAGAAAGAGGAUAAGAACACCAACUCUCUGCCCAGGGCGCAUCACUUGAAAGCGAACAAGGUGAUAGACAAGGAGAUCCUGAGGAACUUGGAGAUUUCCAAUCCAAUACCUCAGAAAGAGAUCGAGAUACCCACGCCUGCUAUCCCCGUGAUACCGGCCACGGAGGCCGAGAAGAGGAACGUGGUGUUGCGCGCCCAGUCCAUGAGGGACAGCAAGAUCACGCCCAGACCAGCCAUUCAGACGUUCGGGUCCAUGCGACAACAAACCACGCCGGUGAAGAGACCCACCAGCAUCCCUGCGAGCACCAGACCCACAGCUCCUCCGCCUGGUCCUCCAACGACCACUACAACCACGGAGAAGACGAACGACGCUGGUAAGAUCCACGGAUUACCGGGCUACCAGACCCCGCAGCUGAAGAGUACGCAGAAGCUCGUGGACAAUGCCUACGACGACUGCAUGAACCUCGUCCCCGAGUCGUCCCUGACCAAGAUCACGGAGGAGUCGCCCACCAGCGACAACAUUUACGCGGUUAUCGAGGAGGCGAUACCCGAGAAGAGCAGGAAGAAUCAGAUGGAGACGGACAAGCGGAUCGACAACGAGUACAAGCAGCCGAAACGCGUCGAGGGUGGCGCGAACGGGGCCAACGCGGAGCCCAUGGGUCUGCUGUCUGAGAUCGUGUCGGAAAUAUCGAAUCGGAACUUCGAUUCCAUCUACUCCACCGCGACGUUGUCCCGGAAGGCGAAGGAGAACGCGGAGGCGGCCAAGAACGCGGAGGAUCUGGGGUCGAAUAGCUCGUUGGGGGCGUACGCGAACUCGAAUCACUAUAAAUCGCCCGGCAGCAUCUACUCGAACUCGGCGUCCGGGAAAUUCAAUUCGUCCAGCUCCACGACCAGUUCCGGUUACUUGAAUCCGUCGGUGUUGAACGUGCCGCGGCAGCAGACCGCCAAAGGCGAGGUGAAAACCGUCGACAAGGGUAAACUUGCGUCGUUGAACUCGGCGAACCCGAAUCUGAACGACGAUAUAUCGAAGGAGCUGGGCAUGAAACCAGCGAGCGACGUCGCGUCUUGCAAACCGGUCGCGUCCGUGAAAACACGACCGAUUCAGCGGGUUCUGAGCAGCCCGAAGAGCGAGGAGGCGGCCACCGAUGGCAAAGAGCCUGCCAAACCGCCCCUCGGGAGAACGAAAACGCCACCUCACAUCGUCAAGACGGUGACCAAAGAGGCGAACGACGCGACGAAAACUGCCACCAGACACGCUCUGGACAAUGCGUCGAGGUCGAAGCAGCACAACGACGGCGCCGCCAAGGCGUCGAAGCCAGGAACGGACAGCUUGCAGAACACCGCGGAUAAACAGGACUCUCAUACGAACGUUAAUAGAAUAUCUAUGAAAACUGUGCCUUGUAGCCCUAAGGAUAACGGGGGAAAGUUCAACAGUCCGGACGUAGUGUCGAGUUGUUCGAGUUCCAAUCAAACCAGUACAAAGUCGCCGGACGUUCUGGGUAACAAUCCAAAGUUUAGCUUUCAGCCGAAGAACGUUCAGAAGACGCCCACGUUGACGCGCGGGAACGCCGCGAAAUCGCCGUCCGCGCCGUUGAAACCGUUGAGCAUCGCGUCCAAGGCGGCCAGCCUCGCGGAGAAGAAGAAAUCGCCGACGAGCGCGAACGCGAAAUCGUUCGUAGCGUCCGCGAAAGAGAUCUCGAAGACCCUGCAGCCGAAAACGGCCCAAAAAACGGAGACCAAAGGCGGUGGCGAGACGAAGGCGAACCCGGUGCAAAGGGCGGCCACGGGCAAGUCGAACGUGGCGUCCCUUCAGCAGAAGUUCGAAGCCAACAAGAGCGUAAACGCGACGAGGACGGUACCGAGCGUACAUAAAAAGACUGUUGGAAGAAUGACGGAUACGACGGCCGUAAAAAAGUAACAGACGAACGUGUACGAUUCACGCGAAAUAUUCUAGUCUAUCGUUAAUUCACUUUUAAAGGGAGUGAAGCGUACGUGUUACGUUCGAACGAUAUUUCUAUGAUUUUAUUUUAUUUAAAGAGAUCGUACGGCAAAGUGAAAGCGCAUAGUACAACGAUCGUCGAACUUUUUCGCUGGACUCGUCGAGAGGAAAUGUCGAUUGAGAAGACGGGGGACGGAACUUUUGUAAUUUGAUGUCGGAAUACCGGUGCAUCGAAUCGGAUGGGAAUCGACCGGCCGUACCGAGGGCCAAUUGAAUUUACUCCGAACAUAGGUUGUGUCAGUCGUGAAGUUUCACGACGGCUAUAUAGAGUGUAACAGAUGACAUGGUUUCGACAGAAAUCACCUCCUUUCGGGCUGUAACCCGUAUUCCGGGCCACCCUGUAUUACCACUGUAAAUAGUAGUUACUUAAAAAUUCUAAUAUUUUUUGUAGACAUCAUCCAUUACCGGUAACGUUCGGAUAUACACGGAACACUAAUGAUCGUCGGAAUACUUAUCUUAAGAGCAUUUUUUAAACGAGAUGACAAAGUAUGCAACAAUUUAUUUUGAAAAGAUUCGCUCGAUACCGCAAUGAGGAACGCGUGAGAAAUUAUUGAACUCUGUGAUAUACGUGUAACGAAAGAAUAGCACAGAAACAUCGUACUCGUACGUAUUAUAAUAAAUAGCAGAUUAAUAGACGCGACCAAAUUUAUCAUUUUAUAAACAUAGAAAGUUUUCAAGGACGAAUUAGUCUCGAGAGGAUAAAUCAUAUCUCAGAAAACAAAAAAGGAAAACAAAAAAAAAUAUAUAUGAAUCGUACGGAGCAGCUUUGUUCACUUUCCAAAGACUAAGCGUUAAAGUCCAACCUUCGUGAAUGCAAUUGUACCUUCGAGAUUCUCCCGCGAAUCAAAAUUUGAACGCGACCUAGCCAGCGAACUUAAAACGUUAGUAUCCGCUAGAAUAAACGCUGUAAUCUAAGGCAGACGCGGGAUUUCUUCUAUGACGAAGUACGCUAGAUUACAACGGUAGGGAUAUUUUUGCUUAAACCGCACGACUUCGGUUGCCCCGUUACUUUUGCACGUUUCUUCUUCUCCUUCUUUUUUUUUUUUUGUUUUUGUCGCAUAAAAACCACCGUUCGUGGUCCACGACGGACGAGUUUCGGGCGCCGAUGUUCGACCGCUAAAUCUAGCAUCGUUA